AUGGACCACACCUCGCUCGUCGCUGCUUUCGUGCUUACUGGGCUGGAAGAGGCUAGAAAGGACACUCCUAGACUCGCUACACCGCCCGCCGUGCACCCCAACUCGCCCGCAGCCCUCUUUGGCUCGUUCUCCCUCCCUUCGCCCGUUCCAGACGACUUCGCGACGCGUGCAGAUAUACAGGAUUUCCACGAGCCCUCUGAGUCGACGUGGAAGCAGCGUUUGCGCGCAAAAGACUCGCCAGAUUGCGCUGUCUUUGACCCGGACCUCCUACCCGCCUUCUUCUCCUCUUUCCGCGCUUUCCUCGACUCUCGGACCGACGCCGCGUUCUCCGACGAGAUAACAGGCGUGCUCCUCGAGAUCAUCCAGUCGGACGCGAAGGACUACUCCCGGGAGUUUGACCAACUGCACUGGAGGGUUCUUCGUGCCCAGGCAGGCCGUCUCGGCCCCCUGGUCCGCAAAUUCGCCAAGCUUUUAGAUCCACACUUGCCUGAGUCCGUUCGUGCCGGUCCCGAUACCCGCUCUGGCCGCAACGAUCAUCACCGCGGUGACCUUGACCCCGACGGCGACGUGAUCAACCUUGAGACCAAACCGGCUUUCGUCCUCUCGCGCGACCAGGUGCCGUCAGCCGUUGUGAUGGUGCAGCAUCCUCGGGCAUCGACCGAUCCACACGGCAUCCUCAAUCGCCUCAUCGAGGCCUUCCGCUCGUCACCCGUCCAGCGUAUCGACGCCGGACUCAAAAAGCGCGACUCACAUCUUUACUCGCUUCUUCUGAGGAUUGCCGUCUCCUGCCGAUCUCGCAGCUGCAACACCUUCGUCCUUUUCGACUACCUCCACUACUUCAUUGGCUUCCUCGUCCCUCUCGAUUCCUCCUCUCCCACCUCCAGCUUCAGGCUCGUCUUCAGCGCCCUAGCACGCUGCGAUAGUCCAGAAACGCCGCUGGUGCAGGUGACGACUGCGCUGCUCUAUGCAGACAGGUUCUUCGGCAACGAGCUGCGGAGAAGGACGGACAGUAUCGUCGAAGCAACAGGCUUACCCGAGCUUGAUUUGGAGCCUGUGAAGGAGGAGGAAGAGCGGGAGGACAAGGAGGGAGAUGGUGGGCCGGCGACUCGUACGCGGCAGAAGUUGGCGGCUCACACCCUCGCACCCCUGGAGAAGAUCCAACGGUUCCGCCUCGUCUAUCCGGACGGCACACCCGCUGAGUUCGCGCCCUUCGUCCGCUUCAAUUUUCUCGGCGAUGCCGUCUCCACCGUCUCCUUAGAAGCUACUGCCGAGGUAGUCUCUAUGCUGGAGAUGGACGACUACCUCGGCCACGGCGCAACGAGCGACGUCUUCCGCGCCUACUGGCCUUCUUCUCCCUUCGCCGCCGAACCUCGCAUGUCCUUCAUUGUCAAACUCCCCCGGAACGCUUCCGACCCAGAAAAGUCUGCCGACCUCCUGCACGAAGCGAAACUGCUCGCUUCGCCUUCUCUAGCGGAGUUUGACAUCGUUCCGAGGUUGUAUGGCGCGUUCAAGGCGCGCUUGGAGGGCACGGAAGGCAAGGAGAUGGUUGCGUUGCUCGAGGAGGACUGUGGCGAGCCGAUUGACUGGUGGAAGGACUUGACGGACGAGGAGAUCGACCAGCUCUUGGAGGAUCUCACUAGGCUUCACGUCGAACACCACAUCUACCACGAAGACUUGACGACCGAGUACUCGAAUCCUCACAACAUCCUCGUGUCGCCCGCCUCGCCGUCGUCCUCGUCAACCGCCCGCCGCGUCCGCGUGAUCGACUUUGCUUGGGCGCAAGACGAUCAUGAGUGUGAGGGAGAGGAAGAGUGCGGCGAGUUGAGGAUGGUGCGGGAGUGCAGUGGAUGGUCGCGGGGCGGAAAGGCGUGA
This is a messenger RNA of Rhodotorula toruloides NP11, 1872 nucleotides long. Its product is annotated as protein kinase. Bases 1 to 1872 code for a protein of 623 amino acids. The transcript is spliced from 4 exons. Gene Ontology annotation, molecular function: protein kinase activity; ATP binding. The record is from RefSeq and is a predicted model, not a curated record. Gene Ontology annotation, biological process: protein phosphorylation. Lineage: Eukaryota; Fungi; Basidiomycota; Microbotryomycetes; Sporidiobolales; Sporidiobolaceae.